Molecule: messenger RNA, 2773 nt
Organism: Cicer arietinum (chickpea)
Lineage: Eukaryota; Viridiplantae; Streptophyta; Magnoliopsida; Fabales; Fabaceae
Product: protein TOC75, chloroplastic-like
Biological process (GO): protein import into chloroplast stroma; intracellular protein transport; chloroplast organization
Cellular component (GO): chloroplast outer membrane
Molecular function (GO): protein-transporting ATPase activity
Source: RefSeq, a predicted model, not a curated record
AAUUGAAUUUGAUUUUGAUUUUUAUUUUGGGAAGGAAAACCCAUCAAAAACCCUUCCUUUUCUCUUUCUCUCUCUAGUUUUCUCUCUCCCAACCGUCAACAACUAUGUCUUCCCUCGUUCCCUCCAACAACAACGUCGGCACCGUCUUAUCCGGCCGUACAAACAAGAACAAACCCCUUCCUCCCACCAAACGUAUUUCCUCUAACUCCCAACCCUCUCGUCGCCGCCGUGUCAUCAAAACCGUCUCCACCACUCUCGCGGUUUCCUCUGCAACUUCCCUAAUCCUCCGUUGUAAACCGAUUAUUCUCAAUGGACACGGCGGUGGGAGUUUUGGUGGAAGUAAUUCUGGCGGCGGCGGCGGUGGUGGUGGAGGAUGGUGGUUUGGAAGUGGUGAUGGAAAUGGAGGAUUUUGGUCUCGAUUUUUUACUCCGGCAACCGCCAUUGCCGAUGAAUCUCAAUCUGAAGAGUUUGAUUCUCAUGGUAUGCCGGCCAAUAUGACUAUUCCAUUGAACAGACUUAGCGGUUUCAAAAAGUACAAAAUUUCGGAUAUUGUGUUUUUCGAUAGGAAUCGAAAAACGAAAGUGAGUUCCGAUGAUUCGUUUAACGAGAUGAUUACUAUUCGUCCCGGUGGAGUAUACACUAAGGCACAACUUCAGAAGGAAUUGGAGAGUCUAUCAGGAAGUGGAAUGUUUGAAAAAGUUGAUUUUGAAGGAAAAACUAAUCCUGAUGGAACAGUUGGAAUCACUGUUUCAUUCAGUGAAAGUACUUGGGAAUCUGCUGAACAAUUUCGUUGCAUAAACGUUGGUUUAAUGCCACACACGAAACCCGUUGAAUUGGAUCAUGAUAUGACUGAGAAGGAGAGGAUGAAAUACUAUUUGAGUCAAGAGAGAGAAUAUAAAAGGAGAAUGGAGAAGGCAAGGCCUUGCAUUUUACCUAAGUCAGUGCAUAUUGAGAUUAUGGAUAUGUUGAAGCAACACAGGACUUUGAGUGCUAGGUUGUUGCAGAAGAUAAGGGAUAGAGUUCAGAAAUGGUAUCACGAUGAAGGGUAUGCUUGUGCUCAAGUUGUUAAUUUUGGAAACCUUAAUACCAAAGAGGUUGUUUGUGAGGUUGUUGAAGGAGAUAUCAGUCAAUUGUCUGUUCAGUUUUUGGAUAAGCUUGGCAAUGUUGUUGAAGGCAAUACUCAAGUCCCUGUCAUAUAUAGAGAGCUUCCCCAAGAGCUGCGCCCGGGUAAAACUUUUAAUAUUGAAGCAGGGAAGCAAGCUUUAAGAAACAUAAAUUCCCUUGCUUUGUUUUCGAAUAUUGAGGUUAAUCCACGGCCUGAUGAGAGUAGUGAGGGAGCCAUAAUUGUUGAAAUUAAGUUAAAAGAGAUGGACCAGAAGACGGCUGAAGUCAGUACUGAAUGGAGUAUUGUCCCUGGACGAAAUGGGCAUCCAACUUUGGCCUCACUUCAACCUGGUGGAAAUGUUAGUUUUGAGCAUCGGAAUCUACAAGGACUGAAUAGAUCUGUUAGUGGUUCUAUAACGACCAGCAACUUCUUCAACCCUCAGGAUGACCUUGCAUUUAAGCUAGAAUACGCGCAUCCAUAUUUGGAUGGUGUAGAUAAUUCACGGGAUCGUACUCUGCGUGUGAGCUGUUUCAAUAGCCGAAAGCUGAGUCCAGUAUUCAUUGGGGGCCCCGGGCUGGAUGAAGUGCCACCAAUAUGGGUUGAUCGUGGUGGUGUCAAAGCUAAUAUUACAGAGAAUUUCACGCCUCAGAGUAAAUUCACUUACGGACUUGUAAUGGAAGAGAUAAUAACCCGUGACGAAAGUAGUAACAUCUGUGCAAAUGGUCAAAGAAUAUUACCUAGUGGUGGAAUUAGUUCCGAUGGACCUCCUACCACCCUCAGUGGUACUGGCAUUGAUCACAUGGCAUUUUUACAGGCAAAUAUUACUCGUGAUAACACACGUUUUGUGAAUGGAGCUGUUAUUGGAUUGAGAAAUAUGUUCCAGGUUGAUCAAGGCCUGGGCAUUGGUACCCAGUUCCCAUUCUUCAAUCGCCACCAGCUAACUCUGACACGGUUCAUCCAGUUGAUGUCUGUGGAGGAAGGUGCUGGUAAACCACCACCACCAGUGCUUGUCCUCCAUGGUCGCUAUGGUGGUUGUGUAGGCGAUCUUCCAAGUUAUGAUGCUUUUACUCUUGGAGGCCCUUAUUCUGUUAGGGGAUACAGCAUGGGUGAGCUUGGUGCUUCCAGAAACAUGCUGGAGCUUGCAGCCGAGUUACGGAUACCUGUUAAAGGUAUGCAUGUGUAUGCGUUCGCUGAGCAUGGCAAUGAUCUAGGGAGUUCAAAGGAUGUCAAAGGGAACCCUACAGAAGUCUAUAGGCGAAUGGGUCAAGGUUCAUCUUAUGGUGUUGGUGCCAAGCUUGGUUUGGUCAGAGCAGAAUAUGCCAUUGAUCAUAACUCAGGAACUGGUGCAUUAUUUUUCCGUUUCGGAGAGAGGUUUUAAGUUGCAAAUUAGUUACAGUAUAAUUGUUAAGAAGCUUUAAACUACAUUUUUUGGUCUAAGUGGGCCUUAUGCUAGUACAAGACUGGUAGACUCUUUUUAUUAACCGGUGAAUUGGUGCAAAGUUCUGUAAUAAUAUUAAUAUAACUGAUUAUUUUGAUGAUUGCUAUUUUAUCGAUUUUAUAUUUUGCGGCUAGUGAUCAUUGCACAGUCUGCAAGAACAAAUGAAACCUUAUGUUGUAUGAACAUUUUUUCUUCGAGAAAUAUAAUUGGCUGAUGAUUAAGGAUUCAAA